Fusarium redolens is the source of this 5290-nucleotide messenger RNA. RefSeq lists its product as uncharacterized. Gene Ontology annotation, molecular function: chromatin binding; histone binding; ATP binding. The transcript has 4 exons. Gene Ontology annotation, biological process: positive regulation of transcription by RNA polymerase II. Bases 297 to 5111 code for a protein of 1604 amino acids. The record is from RefSeq and is a predicted model, not a curated record. Gene Ontology annotation, cellular component: nucleus. NCBI's taxonomy places the organism in Eukaryota, Fungi, Ascomycota, Sordariomycetes, Hypocreales, Nectriaceae.
CUUCACGCAGCAAACCCCCAAAUUCCAUCUCCUAUUUUGACCGCGUUUGCUUCGAAUAUACCAUCAGCAUCAGCCAGUUCAAUCAUCGACAUUGCGCGGGUUGGUUGUUUGGCUUAUUUUCUACUUGAUGUCUUUGCGCCGAUCUUGAGCGCCACAAGCUCAACCGCGACCCAGGCCGCGCCCAUGCAUGCUUUGACGUGAAAUCAUAUCUAGACGCGCAUAAAGAACCGCGAAGUUCAAUUAUACCCGUCGCCGAUAACGUUCCAUCAUAUUUACGCGCAAACAACGUAUCAACCAUGGUUAGCAAACGCAAAAGGGUCCUCGAGGACUUUGAUCCCAACCAGUCCGAUCCCGAAGACGAGAAUUUCGACCCUUCAGAAGCUGGACCACCCCGAAAAAGCACAAAGAAGCACUCCCGUUCACGCAGCGGAAAACCCAGCCGCCGACGCAGAAACGGUUACGGGGGAUCGGACAUCGAUGAUGACGAGGAUGAAGUCUCCGAUAGCAACGAGGAAGAUUUUCUCGAUGACGAUGACGAGGAAGAGGAUGAUGCUGCUGCUCCUGUGAAUGCCGCUGGUCGUCGCGCCAGAAAGGCUGCCACGCAGCCCCGCAACUACGCAGAAAGUAGCGAAGAAGAAGCAUCAGCUACUGGCGAUGAAUCUGAUAAGCCAGGUGACGAGGAUAUCAAAGUUGACGAAGACGAAGACGUCAAAGAAGACGACGCUGAAGGCGAGCCAGUAGAGGAGCCUGCCAGGUCAACUAGAUCCAGGGUUGUCAAGCUGAAACUUACCAACACCAAGUUGCCUGCGCCUCGUAGGACUACUCGGGCUCAUACAGAGGAAGCUGAAGAGUUCCUCGAACUUUCCAAUUCUGGAAAACACGCCGUCCCGUCACGCGAUUCGCGAAGUAGAAGCCCUGAGACACUCGCUCGGAGCACGAGAGCUACUCGUGGGUUUAAGGGUCUCAAGAAAGCCCCCGAGACGAUUCAAGAGGCUACACAGGAAAGCAGCUUUAAGGAAGUGAGAGAAGCCGACCAGCCCGAUGAAUUAUCUCAAGAUCCUGAAGAGCUCGAAAAGAAAGAGGUGGCUGAUCAAGAAAUGCUAGAUGCUGCUGAUCAGGAUGCACCUGGAGAAGAUGCGCCUGUGCAGACGGUGGAGGAGGAUGAGGAUGAGGAUGAUGUACCUGUCACUCGCCGAACCCGUGGGUCCCGCGCCAACGCCUCUGUAGCACCGGAAGAAGCUGAAUCGGACGCUGGACCUAGAAAGCCGCGUCGACUAACCCGCAAAUCGAGCAAAAAGUCUCAAGAAGUCAGCAGCGACUUCGAACCGGGCGACGAAUCUGACGAUGCAGAGGGCUCCGGUGCAGAAAAGCCCCUACCUCAAGAUGAUGACGACGUUGAUAGCCCGGUUCCUCGCGGCCGACGCUCCCAGCCUGCCAGAUCCCGUCGUGGUGCAGACUCUGGAGACGAGGAACCCGAAUUUGACUUGGACGAGCUGAAUGAAGAGGCCCGAGAACUUAGGCAGGACUCGCGCUCUCGUCGCCGUCGCCCAAGGAAAGAAUCGCCCAUAGUUUACCAGGAAAGCACUCGGCGAGCGAGAACACGCGUGAAUUAUUACAUGCCUCCUCUCACCUCGGCUAAUAUUGAAGAGGAAGAGGUUGAGGCUCCUGCUACACAAUCGCGCUCGCGCCGAGGACGUGGCGGUGCCAGCCAAGGUUGGGAGCGCAGCCUCAACACCACAUUUGGACCCUUCGGAGGCGGCGGUGGAGCCGGAUCCCUUCUUAAUGGGCCUUGGGGUACUGGUGCAGCUGGCGGGGUCGAUUCAGACAGCAGUGACGAUGAGAUGGUGCAUCGCUCUAGUGUAGCUGGUAAUGUUGGUAUGACACCGACAACUGCGACUCACGGUGGGCUUCUUCCUGGUGUCCCUGGUCUAAACCCCGAUGCUGGCGCUCCCAACGUUGGCAAGAUUAAGGACCGGAAAGCCCUUGCGGAUGCUGACCCUCUUGGUGUUGACCUGAACGUUGACUUCAGCAAGGUUGGUGGUCUCCAAGGACAUAUCGACCAGUUGAAAGAAAUGGUGCAACUUCCCUUGCUCUAUCCCGAGCUUUUCACGCGAUUCCACGUCACUCCACCUCGUGGUGUUUUGUUUCAUGGCCCUCCUGGAACAGGUAAAACACUGCUUGCUCGUGCUCUGGCCAACUCGGUCGGCUCUGGCGGUCGCAAGAUCUCAUUCUACAUGCGCAAGGGUGCCGAUGCCCUGAGCAAGUGGGUGGGUGAAGCCGAGAAACAGCUUCGAUUGCUCUUCGAGGAAGCGCGCAGAACUCAGCCCAGUAUCAUUUUCUUCGAUGAGAUUGACGGUCUUGCGCCAGUUCGUUCCAGCAAGCAGGAACAGAUUCAUGCCUCCAUUGUCUCAACCCUGUUGGCAUUGAUGGAUGGCAUGGACGGUCGUGGCCAAGUCAUUGUUAUUGGAGCCACCAACCGACCUGACAACAUUGACCCCGCUCUUCGCCGACCUGGUCGAUUCGACCGAGAGUUUUACUUCCCCUUGCCUGAUAUCGAAGGGCGAAAGUCAAUUCUCAACAUUCAUACAGCAGACUGGGGACUAUCAGAGAAGUUCAAAGACUCCCUAGCCGAGAACACAAAGGGCUAUGGUGGUGCUGAUUUACGAGCUCUCUGUACAGAAGCAGCUCUGAAUGCUAUUCAACGAACCUAUCCUCAAAUCUACGCCUCCAAGGAAAAACUUGUGGUCGACCCCGAGAAGAUCGGCGUUCAUGCCACUGACUUUAUGCUGUCCAUCAAGAAGCUUAUUCCCUCCUCUGAGCGAUCAGCUACAUCUGGUGCUAAGCCACUUCCCAAAUCGAUAGAGCCGCUGCUACGCAAACAGUUUAACGAAGCCAAGACUGCCCUUGAUGAGCUGUUACCUCGUAGGAAGAAGAUGACGGCUCUUCAAGAAGCCAUGUACGAGCAGUUCGAUGACGAUGAUCAUGGCUUUGGCAGAGAAACUAUGCACCAAGAGUUUGAGCGAUCCAGAGUGUUCCGCCCUCGCUUCAUCAUAUAUGGUGUUAGCGGCAUGGGCCAGAGUUACGUUGCUUCUGCCAUUCUUCACCAUUUUGAGGGUGUUCAUGUUCAGAAUUUUGACCUUCCCAGCAUCUUGGGCGAUGGAAGGGCUAUGGAGCAGGUCAUUGUCGGCCUCUUUACGGAAGUUAGACGACACAAACCUAGCGUUAUUUAUAUUCCUAACAUCGAAGCUUGGUAUAUGGCACUACACAACACUCUUGCUCUUACAACUUUCAAGACUAUGUUACGAUCUAUUCCUCCUACAGAUCCAGUUCUUCUUCUCGCGACAGCAGAGGGUGAUAGAGAAGAGCUUCCCAGUGAACUCUUCCGCGACUUUUUUGGAUUCUCAAAGAAGAACCAAAUGAAAAUUGAGAAGCCUGAUCUGCACUCUCGAAUGGAAUAUUUCAGCACAACGAUGCAAUAUGCUAAGAAGAAACCCCGCGAGUUCCCCGACCCUGAAAAUCGCAAGAAGAGGGUUCUCGAGGAGCUUCCCGUGGCACCUCCAAUUGAACCCCCGCCCCCUACCAAGGCCGAUAUGAAGGCUGCACAGAAGAAAGACCACCAGCUUCUCAAUGCUCUCAAGAUCCAGCUUCAGCCCAUUAUGGACCAGAUCAACCGAAAGUACAAGAAGUUUAGACAGCCUGUUAUUCCUCAAACUCAGAUCGACUAUCUCUUCGCUGAGUCAGACCCCAAUUAUGUGCGUCCGGACCUUGAAGCUGGACAUGUUCGACCAUAUGAGAUCGUCAAGGACAAGUACGACAAUGACGUUCUCAGAGAUACCGCAACUGGGAAGUGUUAUUAUAAUCUCGAGACAACCACCAUCGAAGAGCGCUUGUCAAAUGGCUUCUAUGCCCGCCCUAAGGACUUUCUCUUCGAUAUCAAGGCUCUUGCAAAAGACGCCAAAAAUAUUGGAGAUAAGGAGCGAACCCUCAAGGCCAAUGAACUUCUCAGCAACGUCGAGGUCGACGUCGCUAGUAUUGAAAACCAAACCUCUCAAGUUGACUGGGAAGCGCUAUACAGACGCCAAGUUCAGCGCGCCAAGGAUGCUACCGAGAAGGAGAGAAAGCGAAAAGCUAUGCAGUCUCUCGUAGAUCGUGUGCAAUCUGAUCUGGGCGGUAAUGACAGUGAUUCUCAGGGCCCUGUUACUCUGGGAGAAGCCGUGCCAGGAUCGAGGACGACUGCCAGGUUCCAAGUUAGAAGCCCACUUUCGAAUGGUCAUGGCACCUCUGGCCAGGAUUCGUCACACCCCUUGAGUAAUGGCCUCACUCACCCAUUGGGAGAGGAUGUCCAGAUGAGUGGUGUCCACGAUGAUACGCAGGCCAUGUCUGACAUGGGACCUCCGCCUAAGUCUCAUGAUCCCAGCGUGGCUCAUACUGGCAUGACCCAGAUCUCACAGAAGUCAGUAGUGACUACUCUUCCUCCAGGAGUUUCACCAUCAGCUGUUAUCAACGAGGCUUCAACAACCAAAACCUCAGACCCCUCGACUCAUCAUUCGUCAAACUUUAGUCAAAUGACAAAUGGUGGCCACGCUGAGAACCGAGGUGUUGAGGAUGAUAGCCAGGUCGACAUCCCAGACACGCUGCUCGUAGCUGGGCACAACACUUCUGGAGAAGACUCUUGGUUGCACUCUCAAGCUCAGGCUGCUGCGGCAGGCGGUAACCUUGUGCAAGGAUCGGGUAUUUCUGGUAGUCCACCUUCGCAGCGAUCAUCAGGUUUCAAGGCUCAGAGCGUGGGCGGAAUGGCCAACAUUCUCAAUGAUCAGACUUCUGACGAACACCAGUCGGUUCGCAACUCAGGCUCAUCCACCUCCGCUUCUCAACCCUUUGCUGCAGGCGAGAUAGAAGGAUUCCUUCAGAACGUAACUGACAUGACAACCGGCUGUACUAUUGAGCAACUGGAACAAAUCAACCGUGAGCUCAUGGACGCCAUAUGGCGCACAAGAAAUGAGUGGAACCGCAGCAGAGUUAUUGACCAAAUCCUGGACGUGUUCAACAAGACCAUGGAGGACAUUGAUGGCAUGCAAGGAGUGGGACCAGGUAGUCAAGUCCCCUAUUGAUGGCUGGCGCACCAUAGGAUCUCAGGAGAUACGUGUUUUUGUAAAAUGGCAAGGGAAGGAAUGGAAAGGAGGGGUUUCAAAGAGUCGGGUGUACGUUUGUAAUCAUGUCCAGGAGUUUGGUGAACGCAGCUUCCAUGGCCAAGGAGGUAUUAGAUGUGUGUUCUAGAGGAUAUCAUGGC